AGGAGGAGGAGGAGGAGGAGGAGGAGGAAGGCGGCGGUGGCGGCGGCGGGGAAAGCAGAGGGAAGGACGGGGGCGGCGUCGGACUGGAGCCGAGCGGCGGCGCGAGCUGCCCAGGGCGCGGUCGAGUGCUCGCCCGCCGGGCCCCCACCCCCGAACUACACCCUGCCGUGCUCAGCUCUGCCCGCAUUCGUGCCCCCGCGGGGAGCGCGCCGGGGCUGCCCCCCGAAUGACGGGCGGAAGGUUCGACUUCGACGAUGGCGGCACCUACUGCGGCGGCUGGGAGGAGGGCAAGGCGCAUGGGCACGGCAUCUGCACGGGGCCCAAGGGCCAGGGCGAGUACUCGGGCUCCUGGUCGCACGGCUUCGAGGUGGUCGGAGGCUACACCUGGCCCAGCGGCAACACCUACCAGGGCUACUGGGCUCAGGGCAAGCGGCACGGGCUGGGGGUGGAGACGAAGGGCAAGUGGAUGUAUCGGGGGGAGUGGUCACAUGGUUUCAAGGGGCGCUACGGGGUCCGGCAGAGCCUGUGCACCCCCGCUCGCUACGAGGGUACCUGGAGUAACGGGCUGCAGGACGGGUAUGGCGUGGAGACCUACGGGGACGGAGGUACCUACCAGGGCCAGUGGGCUGGUGGCAUGCGGCAUGGCUACGGAGUGCGCCAGAGCGUGCCUUAUGGCAUGGCCACGGUGAUUCGCUCGCCCCUGCGCACCUCGCUGGCCUCCCUGCGCAGUGAGCAGAGCAAUGGCAGCGUGCUCCACGAUGCAGCGGCUGCUGCCGACAGUCCAGCCGGCACCCGCGGUGGCUUUGUGCUCAACUUCCACGCCGAUGCGGAGCUCCCCGGAAAGAAGAAGGGAGGCCUCUUCCGCAGGGGCUCCCUUCUUGGGAGCAUGAAAAUCCGCAAGUCCGAAUCCAAGUCUUCCAUCUCCAGCAAGCGCAGCUCAGUCCGGAGCGAUGCGGCCAUGAGCAGAAUUAGCUCCAGCGAUGCCAACUCCACCAUCAGCUUUGGUGAUGUCGACUGCGACUUUUGCCCUGUGGAAGACCAUGUGGACGCCACUACCACAGAAACCUACAUGGGUGAAUGGAAGAAUGACAAACGCAAUGGUUUCGGCAUCAGCGAGCGCUCCAAUGGCAUGAAGUACGAGGGCGAGUGGGUCAACAACAAGAGGCAUGGCUACGGCUGCACCGUGUUUCCUGAUGGCUCCAAGGAAGAGGGGAAAUACAAAAAUAAUAUUUUGGUCCGUGGAAUAAGGAAGCAGCUUAUACCAAUAAGAAAUACAAAAACUAGGGAGAAGGUGGAUAGAGCUAUCGAAGGCGCACAAAGGGCAGCAGCCAUGGCAAGAACCAAAGUGGAAAUAGCCAAUUCAAGGACUGCACACGCCAGAGCCAAAGCUGAUGCUGCGGACCAGGCUGCUCUGGCUGCCCGCCAGGAGAGCGACAUUGCAAGAGCUGUAGCCAGGGAGCUGUCGCCUGACUUCUACCAACCAGGCCCAGAUUAUAUCAAACAGAGAUUUCAGGAAGGUGUAGAUGCUAAAGAAAAUCCAGAAGAAAAGGUACCAGAAAAGCCACCUACACCAAAGGAAUCUCCUCAUUUUUAUCGCAAAGGUACCACACCCCCAAGGUCUCCUGAGGCAAGUCCCAAACAAAGGCACUCUCCCCAGCCAUCCCCACAGCCUGCAAGGAAGCAGAACCCCAGCCCAGGGGCCAGACUCAACCGAGACAUACGGAAUGUGGCUGAUGAGCAGGUGACAGCAGUCAUCAACAAGCCAUUGAUGUCAAAGGCUCCCUCAAAGGAGAUGGGAGCCAUCAUGCCCCAGUCCAAGUACUCUGGCCGCCACCAUGUCCCCAACCCCAGUAACGGGGAGCUACAUUCUCAGUACCAUGGCUAUUAUGUGAAACUGAACGCUCCCAAGCACCCUCCCGAAGAUGUGCAGGAAGAUGAAGGAUCCGGCCACUCUUCCUCAGCACUGGUGCACAAGCCAUCACCCAACAAGUGGAGCCCCCCUAAAUCUGUGACAAAACCAGUUGCCAAAGAAAGCAAAGCUGAGCCAAAAGCCAAGAAGUCUGAACUUGCUAUACCAAAGAAUCCAGCGAGCAACAAUUCAUGCGCUUCUUUGGAAAAAGAAGCCAAUUCGGGCCCUAAUUCAGUCAUGAUCAUCCUUGUCAUGCUGUUGAAUAUCGGAUUGGCCAUCCUCUUUGUUCACUUUCUAACUUGACUGGAGUUAGGAAAGGCCCAUCCGGCAAAGUUCUUGGCAUCGGCUACUCCAUCUGUCCUAGCAGAGUGUGACUAAACUGGAAAUGUAUGGAGCUGCGUUUUUUUUUGUUGUUGAUGGAAGUCAACAGCUGCCUUACUAUUUUACCAUCUGACGUUUUCAGUAGGGAGCUGGGGAAACAAACGAGCUGGAGGAAUGCGGCCCGAGGAUUGUGUUGCUGCGCCACUUUUCCAACAUUCACUCCUGUCUCAUUACAAGAACGAGGUAGCAGCAUCACUCAGCAGUCUUAUGCCAUGACCUGCUGCUUUAACGUCUCCCGGAACAUUCUGGGAAAAACGUUGCGUUUGCUUGUGCACGACUAUUUUUGCUGUUUAUUUAAAUAUGAUGUAUGGUCACCUACCCUGUGUGGUCCUGGCCAGAUGAGACACACAUGUUGCAUCUCAAGGAAAAGAAACAACAAAAUUCUAGAGAAAUGUGUUGAUUUUGACAGCAAUACAUCAUUUUUUAUGUCAUGUAGUCUUCCUAAACCUUUGGUGAAAGGCUGUUUAUCUUUAAAAUUUAGCAAUUUGAAAGCAUUAUACCUUCCUAAGAAACAAUUUAAUUUUAAAUAUUUUUAAUGUUACUAAAUGAAUUAUUAUGCACUUAUGAGGUGCUCAACUUUAAAAGCUGAAAGACAACAGAAUUCUAAGAAGUCAGAAUGUUGCAUGGGUUGCAGUAAUCGGUGUUUAAAAGAUUCAGUUUCAUUGCUGACGUACUUUACAACCAAAUAAAAUCUUGUCGGUAGCUAUGUUAAUUCCCAUGAAAGUUAAGCAAGAUGCUAUUAAUAACUGCUCUUUUUUUCCCAACUGAAUAUUUUGUUGAAUACAUUCAGGUAGAGAAUAAAGCUUUGUGAAAUCACUGCUUCUCAAUUUUAUGCCUUAUGUAUUUUUCAAAGUCCUUUUAAAAUUUUAUUUCACAUCUUAAAGGCUUAGACAUUUUUGUUUAAGUAUUUGUCCUUCACAGUCCUUUGUUAUUCUGACAAUCUGAUUUUUUGCUGUUUUAUAAUUAAUCCUUUAUUACUCAGAAGCAUGCUUACUUCGAGAAACUACAUGGUCUUUCUAAAAGUAAUUAUUUAAAAAGAAAUUGGGGAGGAAAGGUUUCUGUUAAAUCUCUAUGAAACAUUACAUUGUAGAAGAGGGGGCUAUUCCUAAAUAUUUUCACAAAAUGCAUGGUUUAAUCCAAUUUUCACCUUACUACCUUUUCAAUGCAGAAGAAACAAUUCACGUGUUAGCACAGGUGUGGCCUGGAUGCCCUGUCACCUGCCAGGUAGUAACCCAGUGGUGUUUUUUGCAGAAGUACAAUAUGUUGAGAAUCCUGGGGGUGACCAAUGUGGAAUAAAGAAGAAAGCAGAAAGAGAGCAAAUGAAAAUUACAACUUGUAUAUUUAUUUUUUACAUUUUGCUUUGACUUUCAAAUUUAAGAAGUACGUUUUUACUCAAGAAAUGUUUGAGUUCCUCUGUCAGUCGCAAUACUGACACUUCUCCUUCCUAAUCCCAUAGCUCUUUAUGCUGGGAAAGCUGAUUUUUUAAAGAAAAAAAAACAAAAUAUUUAAUCUUAUUAAGUGUUUAUUUAAAAUAUGUCAUGCUUUGAAAUAAUGGGUAACAGAUAACUAAAGGAUAUGUUUAUACAGUGAGCAUGUUGGUUCCAUUUAUAAAUAUAUGUAUGAUUUAUAAGCUUUUUUAAAACAAAGCCAAAAUUGUUGGUAUUUUUCUAAAAUGUGCACAGCUGUAUUUUACAUGAAAGGCUCUUUCUAAUGGGUUGUUAUACUGUACUCUACAUUUUGGACAGCACAUGAGGUCUGCCAGUGUACUUAAUAAAACAUGACUUGUUUAUUUAAAGUUUCUUGCUGUGAAAAAGAACUCCCUACCCGUGAGUUCCUUUAUUUAUAAUUCUUGAAACCAAAAUGUAUAAUGUACAGUUUUCACAACUGUAUCUGCUCUAAUAAAAAAAAGUUGGUUAUUUAAAAA
Molecule: messenger RNA, 4214 nt
Organism: Phyllostomus hastatus (greater spear-nosed bat)
Lineage: Eukaryota; Metazoa; Chordata; Mammalia; Chiroptera; Phyllostomidae
Gene: JPH1
Product: junctophilin 1
Exons: 6
Coding region: 227-2212 (661 amino acids)
Cellular component (GO): sarcoplasmic reticulum; junctional membrane complex; endoplasmic reticulum membrane
Source: RefSeq, a predicted model, not a curated record